AUGGUAGAGAGCGCCGUGGAUCGUCUCCUGUUGGGAGGUCGUGUCACAAUUGCGGCCGGUUGCGUAGUACUCGUACGACCAGCCGUCAAUGGUGCCGCUGCUCGUGGCGCAGCUUUUCUCGUGGCUCUGGGCCCAGAUCAUCCCGGCGAUGGCAGACGAGAUGGUGUAUACGUAGCUGCCGAUCGUGGCACAGGCCGCCACCGAGCCACUAGCGACGACGUGGUAGCAGUGGUGCCCACAUCAGGGGUGAUCGCGUCUCGAGAUGUGAGGUUGAAUACUGCCUCACUGUCAUCGAGAUGCAGUCGAUACCACGAAUCAGGCAGUGGCUGGCCGUUGAUGAGCUGGCCAUCGGUAGCAGAAGAGAGGGAAGAUGGUUGA
This is a messenger RNA of Monascus purpureus, 378 nucleotides long. The record is from the annotation of a GenBank genome assembly. Lineage: Eukaryota; Fungi; Ascomycota; Eurotiomycetes; Eurotiales; Aspergillaceae.